AUGGGCUCUCUGACUCAGCCGACGUCUUUCGACGUCCACAAAAUCGCAAUCAUCGGGGCCGGUCCUACUGGACUUGCGGCAGCGAAAUAUCUCAUUGCGCAGGGUUUUGAAGACAUUGCUAUCUUCGAGCAGCAAGACCAUGUUGGCGGCAUUUGGCGAUACUAUGGGUUAGCCCCAGGAACUUGUCCUGUGCCUCAAGAAGAUCCUCAUUGCCCUCCUGAAAACCCCAUAAGAUGGAAUUCGACAUCAGCUCCGAUUUUCACUUCGCCGAUGUACGAGAAUCUACACGCCAAUAUCCCAAAAGAAGUCAUGAGAUUUUCCGACCAAGCCUUUCCCGAGGACUCGAAGCUCUUCCCCGAGAGGCCUAUGAUCGAGGACUAUCUGGUCAACUAUGCAGAUGAUGUCAAACCCCUAAUUCGUUUUUGCCAACGUGUCGAGCGGGUGACUAUGACAGUGCGAGAUGGUCGGGACAGAUGGGAAGUUGAAACACAAUCGACUAUCAAUAGUGGCGAGAUAACCACGGAUACCUUUGAUGCCUUGGUCGUUGCGAACGGUCACUACUCUAUACCAUAUCUGCCUAAUAUGAAGAACUUGAAAGAGUUUAACGAGGCGUACCCCGGAGUAAUUACGCACUCUAAACAGUAUCGCACUCCCUACCCAUUUAGAGACAGCAAGGUAGUUGUGAUUGGUAAUGGCCCGUCUGGGCUCGACAUUGCUUUGCAGAUCAAUCAGGAGUGUAGAAAGCCUGCGAUCUUGUCAGUGCGACAUCCUACACCCCCAGAUCGACUAGCUCACUCUGGAUGUACGGAAACAGCAGAGGUUGAGGAGUUCUUGGUUGAGGAGAAGGGAAUCCGUUUCAAGGAUGGCCGAGUUGAGACGGAUAUUGACGCCAUCAUCUUCUGCACCGGCUUCCUCUUUAGCUUCCCAUUUCUUGGGGAUCUAGGCCACCAGCUCAUUACCACAGGCCGAGGUGUGCAUGGAUUGUACCAACAUGUUUUCAAUAUUCAGCAUCCAACCCUCGUUUUCCCGGGUCUCAACAUGAAAGCAGCCCCUUGGCCGUUGAGUGAGAGCCAAGCAGCUCUGUUUUCAGCUGUGUGGUCUAAUAACAUUGAGCUCCCUUCUCGGGAAGCCAUGGAAGCUUGGAGUCAGGCAUUGCAGAAGCAGGAAGGCGACGCUUUACAUGUGUUUGGUCCCAACGGAGAUGGCUACUACAUCAACAAAUUGCACGAUUGGAUUAUGGAGGCCAAGCGGCCAGGAAAAGAGCCGCCCUACUGGAAUGAUGAGCUCAUGUGGCAGCGCAGCAUGUUCCUCAAAGCCAAGGCCAGAUUCGAACAACUAGGCUGCAAGGCUCAGACCUUUGAGGAAAUUGGAUUUCACUAUGAGCCUGGAGCUCAACCUGAUGUGGAGAAAGGGGAGAAGAGCUCUGAUUAA
This is a messenger RNA of Fusarium subglutinans, 1431 nucleotides long. Its product is annotated as flavin-containing protein. The record is from RefSeq and is a predicted model, not a curated record. Bases 1 to 1431 code for a protein of 476 amino acids. The transcript has a single exon. Lineage: Eukaryota; Fungi; Ascomycota; Sordariomycetes; Hypocreales; Nectriaceae. Gene Ontology annotation, molecular function: NADP binding; flavin adenine dinucleotide binding; N,N-dimethylaniline monooxygenase activity.